UAUUUCCGGUUGGGUUGUUUUGACCAUAGACAUCAUAUGGUUUUGGCUUCGCAGUGUUUGCGAAGAUAUCUGACGUCGGACACCGUUGGUUGUUGGUUAUUAUUUUAUCGUUGAGUAGAUAAUAAUGUCAGGAACUCGAUUAGAAAACGCCAAUCCUCUGAUAUUUCAGCGAUCAGGGGAAAGACUCCUAACUGCAACUGAUGAAGAUGAGGAUGUUGCGGACCCCAUCGAUGACAGGGAGAUCUUCGAUCUAAUUAGAUCAAUCAACGAUCCCGAGCACCCACUGUCCCUCGAAGAACUGAAUGUCGUGGAACAAAUGCGCGUCAAUGUGAAUGAUGAGGAGAGCACAGUGUCUGUGGAGUUCACACCGACUAUCCCACACUGCAGUAUGGCCACUCUCAUUGGCCUGUCUAUCAAAGUCAAGCUUCUGCGCUCCCUGCCAGACAGGUUUAAGAUUGACGUUCAUAUCACACCUGGCACACAUGCCUCAGAGGAUGCAGUCAAUAAGCAGCUCGCUGACAAAGAGAGAGUAGCAGCAGCUCUGGAGAACUCUCAGCUUCUGGAGGUGGUCAACCAGUGUCUGUACACCAGAAGCAUGUGAUCAGAAGAAGCCUGCCGCUCCAGUGUGCUCCUUUGACACGUUAUCUUGAUUGAACUCCUAAAGGCAAGCCAGAGUUGUGUGAUGAUGAUGAUAAUAAUUUUAUUGAAUUUAUCGUUAUUGCUAUUGUUUUGCUUCUUUUAUAAUUCUAUUGCUACACUCACAGUACCAGAUCAGGAAGACUGGUUAGUACUUAUAAAGUGAGAGGUGAGUUAAAAAGGUGUCAGGAAAGGGAACCACACUAAUAGGUAUGUGGAAACAGAAUUUGUAUUAAUGUUAUGUGAAUACAGAAUGAAAAGCUAUUUUGUAACUAUGUCAUAUAUUUGUGAAUAUGUACAAAAUUACUUUUAAUAGUAGUCUCAUUUUGACAUAGCAUCCUUUUAGAGUUGUUCUCAAAGACAUUUCUUAUUGAUCAAAAUGGAGCAUGUGUACAGCAGAAAUAGUUUGGACUGCUUUGUUUUGUACCUCUUGUUUUUGCCAAUAAAAAAUUGAGUUUAAGAAAAAGUUCAAGCAAUGACUCGUAAGCAAACAAUAUUUUCCUAAGCUCAGUUGUAUUGAUGUUACAGCUAUUUACUGUAAUCUGAUAUUUUUUUUCUUGCAUGAGCUUGAUUGGAAGGUAACAAUAAAUAAAAAAGGCUAAAAAUAAAUAAAAUCGGCCUAAUUUUUUAUGCUGUGGUAUAAAUAUUUCAUUCCUCCAGAUAAAUCAAAUACAGAUUUACUUUACAUCAUUA
Molecule: messenger RNA, 1329 nt
Organism: Pimephales promelas (fathead minnow)
Lineage: Eukaryota; Metazoa; Chordata; Actinopteri; Cypriniformes; Leuciscidae
Gene: ciao2b
Product: cytosolic iron-sulfur assembly component 2B
Cellular component (GO): cytosolic [4Fe-4S] assembly targeting complex
Source: RefSeq, a predicted model, not a curated record